Messenger RNA from Megalobrama amblycephala (Wuchang bream), 1486 nucleotides. RefSeq lists its product as uncharacterized. The transcript has 4 exons. Gene Ontology annotation, biological process: cell surface receptor signaling pathway. Bases 198 to 809 code for a protein of 203 amino acids. Lineage: Eukaryota; Metazoa; Chordata; Actinopteri; Cypriniformes; Xenocyprididae. Gene Ontology annotation, cellular component: plasma membrane. The record is from RefSeq and is a predicted model, not a curated record.
CAUACAUCUUUUAAAAAAAAAGUUCUAGGGCACCUUUAAUGUAGAAAUUAUAUUAUUUCACCACAGGAUCAAAACAAAGCCCUUCAAAUGAUGAAGCUACAGAAGCUUUGCUGAAGAAAGGAAGUGAAGCUCUUUGUGGUUUAGUGUCUCUGCAUUUAAACCUGCAGUUUGAUCAAAGCUGUUACGAACGAAAGACAAUGGAGAAGAUCUUGUUCUUUUGUGUUUUUUUGUACAGGAUUCUUCAGAUCACUUCUAGCGAUGUUUCAGGACAUAAUGUGACUCUGUUAAGAUUCCAGCUGAACGGAAACAUCAGUCUGAAUUGCAGCGUGACCAGCAGACAUGACAUGGCCUGGUAUCGCCAGGAUCCUGAUUCUGGACAAAUAAAGAUAAUGGUGUGGUCGUACUACGGAAUCAUAGGGAUAGAAGAGCCAGACAUUCAUAUCACAGUUAAAUCAGAUAGUGGGAGCAACACUGCAUCUCUAGUUAUUGAAAAUCUAACAGAGUCAGAUUCGGGUCUUUAUUUCUGUGGAACAAGAACAGAGAAUCAAGACAGGCACUUUCACAAACCCAUCAGACUACAGCUCGAGGACAAAGUUCAUUCUGUCACAGAACCGCCAGAAGAUGUUGAGAUCACAGAUGGGCUGACGAUGCUAGAACGUGUGCUGAUAUUCAGUGGUGUUGGACUCGCUGCUUUUGCGUUUUUUCUGACUACAGUCGUCACAGGACGAAACAUUCACCAUCACGGCUGGCAGAAAGGAUGGGCCGCAGCAAAACGUGCUGGUCUGACUGAUCAAAAUUCACCUAAAUGACAUUUAUUUCACACUCUAUCCCAAUAAUCAGCAUUUUUGUAUGUUACCACCAAUGUGGCACACCAUUGUGACUCAGAUGUGGUUCUGGUGGCCAGAUCUUCUGUUGUGGCAAAGCUCUAGAGCAACAUUAAUACGUGCGUAUAAGCUGAGUUCAAGAGAAAAUAUAAAUACAAUCUGUUUAAUGACACAUAAAACUUGUUUAAAUAAAAUGUCUUCAAUGUUAAAUGUGUUGUUUAGAGUUCUGAUUAAAUAAACAGCUGUAAAACUAAGAAAUCACACGUGUUGUGCAUUUUCUGACAGAAAACCUGAUCAUUACUAAUGCUAAUGAUGUCAGAUCUGACUAUUUUAGAAAAACAAAAUUCUUUUGAAUUCUUUUGAACAAUCAUGAUUUCCUGACUGACUGGAAUAAGAUCAUGUGACUAAAACCACAAAAAUAUGAAGUGAAAAUGAACCGACUGUCACUGACAAGAAAAGCAUCACUCAUUCAGGGGCUGAAGAACUUUUAGGUUUGGGGUGCUAUGUAUGUUGGAGUGGGGAAGUAGAUUAAGCCUUUAAAUAAAAGGGUUAUUGAGUUGUUGUUUACAUGAAAGCAAGAUCACACUUAGUUGAAACUGUAAUAAUAUUGGCAAACCAGAUUUCUCAAACGAUCCAGUGCGUAUGUGUGUUUGCACUCUGGA